Messenger RNA from Caenorhabditis briggsae, 2061 nucleotides. NCBI's taxonomy places the organism in Eukaryota, Metazoa, Nematoda, Chromadorea, Rhabditida, Rhabditidae. The coding region runs from base 1 to 2061 and encodes 686 amino acids. The transcript has 6 exons. The record is from RefSeq and is a predicted model, not a curated record.
AUGUGGCAUGAAGCCCGUCGGCAGGAGAAAAUCCUGCGCUCAACGAUGAUCGAUCAAUCGAAACGAGCUGAGCGAAAACGACGGUAUUUUGAGAAUGUGAGAAAAGAUCCCGAACAAUUCAUGCAAAUUCACGGACGAAAAGCACAAGUUCAUGCUGACCUGGGAAUUGCUCGCGCCGCAGAAGACACAAAUAUUUUACGUCCGUGGCAAGGAGAUCCGAAAAUUACGAUUGAUCGGUUCGAUGUCCGUUCACAUCUUUCGAGAAUGGAUUUAAUGGAUGACGAUGAUGAUGUAGUUCGAAAAAAGAAACAAGACGUAGUUGACGACAAAGAAACAAUUGUAACAGAUUUUGAACGAUACCGUGUCUUGAUAAUCAACGACUACAAAGGUGUUUCGGAGAAAAGUUAUCUCAAGAAAAUUUCGGAUCGUGAGUUUUGGCAUGCCGAGAAGGAGCAUUCGAAGAAGAUGGAAGCCGAGAAAAAGAAGAAAUCAGCGGAGAAAAAAUCAACGAUUGGAUUCAGCUACGAAGAUUCUGAAGUCGUGAAAGGUGGAAAAGGAGGCAAAGAACCAUCAGAUGAAGAAAGUGAAGAGGAAAUGGACAAUAUGCAAGAUUUAGACGUUGACCUGGACACUGCUGCUCUUAACCCGGAGACUCAACGGAUUGUGAAUAAAAGUGGAGAGGAGUUUGGAGUCAGACGCGGUCUUUUCUGUGCUCUUCUGAAAGCAGAUCAGCAAGCGUUACGAGACGCUGCUCAAUUGAAACAAAUAGAUCGGCAAAAGGCUCAGCUCUCUGGACGAGAGUCAAAACAUGAACGAAUGCUUCUUCGUCAACAACGCCAAGCAAUUGUUGGAAAGAAGGGAAUGGUUAUCUCUGAAAACGGCGCCACGGCCACUCUCCUGGGAUUCAUCAAUCAGAGUCAGAAGAAAUCAAAAAUCGAUGAAAUGAUAGAAGACAUGGAUGGAAGUGAUGACGGUGAUGACCGACGCGUCAAAGCAGAAUUCAUCACGACUUUUGGCGGCGGAGGGGAUAAAGACAGUGAUGAUGAAGUAAAGAAAGCAGCUGUUGGACCUGAGUUACCUUCCGAAGAGUAUCGAAAGAUUCUGAAGUUGUCCCAAAGCCGCCGGAAAGAUGACGAUGACAAAGUGGAUUGGGGUGGUUUGAAGGUGAAUGGAAGCUCUGGAACGGCUAGAAAAUCACGGAGUGUAUCAAGAAGUCGUUCAAGAACUAGAUCCCCUCCAAGAAAGCGAAGAUCCAGAUCGCGCUCAAGAGAUCGCUAUAGACGUCGAAGAAGUGGAUCAAAAAAAAGAAGUCGUUCAAGAGAUCGAUAUAGGAGCCGUUCGCGUGACCGCCGAAGAAGUCGUUCGAGGGACAGGAGACGUAGCCGGUCAAAAGAUAGAAAACGAGACUCAUCUAGAAGACGAUACAAAAGCCGAAGCACAAGUAGACGACGUCACAGUAGCAGGAGUAACAGUAGGAAACGUCAACGAGAUGAUCGACGACGCGAUCGUUCUAGAGAAGAUAGAAGAAAACGUUCGAGAAGUAAAGAAAGAAAAGAAGAGCAAAAGGCAGUGGUCCCUGAACGUGUUCCUGAACCGAAGCCACUAGUUAAAAUUGAUCAACCAAGAGAAAGUAGUGGUGAUGAAAGCGGAUCGGACAAUGUUAAAAUGUUGGAAAUAAGAUCGAGUAUGUCAGAUUCGGAGAAGGAGAAAAUAGAAAUCGAGAAUCGAAAACGUCGUGUGAAAUUGACAAAGAAGUUGGUGAAGGAAAAAAGAGGUCAACCAUCAGUGCCGAAUGAUCGUAGUAGCGAUGAGGAAGACGAAGAAGAGCAACGUCGAGCUGAGCAAGCGAAGCGAGUCAGAAUGCAAAUGAGUCAGGCACUGAAGAAAACUAGACAGGAUUUGGAAAAGGAGGAGAAGGAUCGUAGAAGAGAAGCUGAGAUUGCUCAGAAGGUCCGCGAAGAACUUCGCUACAUUGAAACACAAGAACGUCGUGAAAGAGAACGAGCUAGGCAGAAGCACAAUGAAUCCGAUAUUCCAUUGUCUCCUUCGAGUUCGCCCUAA